UUUUAAUCAUCCCGGAGCCACACUGAAAACACUUCUCCCUGAAAUCCUCUCUUAGCUGGUCAUCACUAACUUAGACCAUGUCAGCAUCCACUGACAAUGGUCCUUUUUGAGAUGGCAUCUGUGACUCAGCUAUUCAGAACCUAAUGAAGUUGGUGACUCUGUGACAAUGUGGAGAAAUCAUGUCAGAAAAUGCAGUUUGUACUGGGGCUGUCAAUGCUGUGAAGGAAGUUUGGGAAGAAAGAAUAAAGAAACACAAUGAAGACCUGAAGCGAGAGAAGGAAUUUCAACAGAAGCUAGUGAGGAUCUGGGAAGAACGAGUAAGCUUAACCAAGCUAAAAGAAAAGGUCAUCAGGGAAGAUGGAAGAAUCAUUUUGAAAAUAGAAAAAGAAGAAUGGAAGACCCUCCCUUCUUCUCUACUAAAACUGCGUCAGCUACAGGAAUGGCAACUUCAUAGAACUGGUUUAUUGAAAAUUCCUGAAUUCAUUGGAAGAUUCCAGAACCUCAUUGUAUUAGAUUUAUCUCGAAACACAAUUUCAGAGAUACCUCGAGGAAUUGGACUGCUCACUAAACUUCAAGAGCUGAUUCUUAGUUACAACAAAAUCAAGACUGUCCCCAGGGAACUAAGUCAUUGUGCCAGCUUGGAGAAACUAGAACUUGCUGUAAACAGAGACAUCUGUGAUCUUCCACAAGAGCUCAGCAAUUUGUUAAAGCUUACGCACCUUGAUUUGAGUAUGAACAACUUCACUAUAAUCCCUCUGGCAGUGUUGAACAUGCCUGCUCUCGAAUGGCUUGACCUGGGAAGCAACAGACUUGCACAACUUCCUGAUACUAUAGAAAGAAUGCAGAGUCUACAUACAUUAUGGCUACAACGGAAUGAAAUAACAUGCUUGCCAGAAACAAUCAGCAAUAUGAAAAAUCUGGGUACUCUUGUUCUCAGCAACAAUAAACUGCAAGAUAUUCCAGUGUGCAUGGAAGAGAUGACCAAUCUGAGGUUUGUCAACUUCAGAGACAACCCAUUGAAAGUGGAAGUAACACUUCCUCCCAGUGAAAGCACAGAAGAAGAAGAAGAACAGGAAUUAUUUGGCCUUCAGUUUAUGCAUGCAUAUAUACAAGAGUCCCGGAGAAGAGCAGAUAACCAAGUCAACUGUUCAACUACUUUACCAAUCUCUGUAAAUACUGAUGGAUAAUAUAACUCAAGAUGCCCUGCUGAAGAGAAUUACUUUGAGAAUUUGGUGAAUUUGCUAACAUUUGGACUUCUAAGUAAAAAACAAAGCUAUUACCAAAGUUCAGUGAGGCCACAACAUUUUUUAAAGUUCACAUCUCUACUACGUAAAGUAUAUUUCAUUAAUAUAAAAAUACAACUAAAAAAAUUUUUUUUUUGGU
Messenger RNA from Enhydra lutris kenyoni (northern sea otter), 1383 nucleotides. Its product is annotated as leucine rich repeat containing 39. Gene Ontology annotation, molecular function: protein binding. The transcript is spliced from 9 exons. NCBI's taxonomy places the organism in Eukaryota, Metazoa, Chordata, Mammalia, Carnivora, Mustelidae. The record is from RefSeq and is a predicted model, not a curated record. Bases 180 to 1187 code for a protein of 335 amino acids.